This is a messenger RNA of Protopolystoma xenopodis, 234 nucleotides long. The record is from the annotation of a GenBank genome assembly. NCBI's taxonomy places the organism in Eukaryota, Metazoa, Platyhelminthes, Monogenea, Polystomatidea, Polystomatidae.
AUGUGGCGGGUGAAGCAGUUUGCUCAAUUCGAGGCUGGCCACGAGCCCACAGACUCAGUCCCUACUCCGGCCCCGUUGGCAGCAACGUGUGUCGGACACGACAGUUGCCAGCCGUGGCGAGAGAUGAGUCCUAGCGAUAUGGCCCAACUUGUUGUCAAUGUCGGCUGUGAACUUGGCCAGGAGGUAGAAAGGGAUGACCGAAACGGGAUGGGCUGGGUUGGGAUGACACGGUAG